Messenger RNA from Nymphalis io (European peacock), 653 nucleotides. It is a transcript of the gene mtSSB, whose product is annotated as single-stranded DNA-binding protein, mitochondrial. The record is from RefSeq and is a predicted model, not a curated record. Gene Ontology annotation, cellular component: mitochondrial nucleoid. The coding region runs from base 137 to 577 and encodes 146 amino acids. The transcript is spliced from 3 exons. Gene Ontology annotation, molecular function: single-stranded DNA binding. Gene Ontology annotation, biological process: positive regulation of helicase activity; mitochondrial DNA replication. NCBI's taxonomy places the organism in Eukaryota, Metazoa, Arthropoda, Insecta, Lepidoptera, Nymphalidae.
UCUUGUACAAUUUUGUUUAUGACAUGUGACAUUGAAACCAAUGAAAAUUGAAGCAUUAUUUUAAUUUAUUGUAGAUAUUGUUGUUGUACUUGUUUUUUUGAUCUAUAAUAAAAAUCACUUUUAUAAGUAAUCUAAAAUGCUGUGUUUACAUCGGAUGUCAGCAACUGUUCGACGGAUAGUACUAACUCAACCAUUACAUACGACAGCAGCACAAUAUGAAGCUCAGAAUACAGAAAAGACUAUCAAUCAAGUCACUUUAUUGGGACGAGUUGGUGCCGAUCCUCAGAAACGUGGAUCUGAGGAGCAUCCAGUUAUAAAUUUUCCACUCGCAACUCACUUCAGCUAUAAAUAUGAGUCAGGUGAUAUAUUACAGCGAACUGAUUGGCACAGAGUCAGUGUUUUCAGACCUGGACUUCGUGACACUGUUUACAAAUAUUUAAAAAAAGGCCAAAGAGUGUAUGUCACAGGUAAAUUAUCGUAUGGCGAAGUAAAACUAGAUGAUGGACAAGUGAGAACUGCAUCAACAGUAAUUGCAGAUGAUAUAAUAUUUUUUCAGAGUCAACCUCAAAAUAGUUGAAAUCUUAAUAAAUCAUCUGUUAUUAGUAUUUAAGCAUAAGAAGCAAAUGUGAUUAAUUAUAAUUAUUUAGAUUAUA